Messenger RNA from Syzygium oleosum, 804 nucleotides. RefSeq lists its product as uncharacterized. The transcript has a single exon. NCBI's taxonomy places the organism in Eukaryota, Viridiplantae, Streptophyta, Magnoliopsida, Myrtales, Myrtaceae. The record is from RefSeq and is a predicted model, not a curated record. Bases 1 to 804 code for a protein of 267 amino acids.
AUGGACAGAGAGCAAGAAGACAUGCAGUUUCUCGGUCCCUUUGGCAUCUACAGAGAGUCGUGCAACAUCAUACUGCAAUGGAAGAAAAUCUUCGCUCAGAUCACUCUUGCACUCGUCCUCCCUCUCUCUUUCAUCUUCUUGCUUCACAUGAAGGUGUCCGAUGCCCUCUUCUCCGAAAUGGUCCACGACUCGAUGUCCCUCGACGGCUCGGACAGCCUCAACAAGGAAACGGCCGUCUUCUUGCUUUUCCUAGCCGUUUUCCUCCUCACCUUCUCCCUCCUUGCUACCUCCGCGGUGGUCUACACUGUUGCCUCGGUCUAUGCCAGGCGAGAGGUCUCCUUCAAGAGGGUCAUGAGGGUGGUCCCUAGGGUUUGGAAGAAGCCAAUGGUCAUCCUUUUUUCGAUGUUUUGCCUUAUCUUCCUUUACGACAUCCUUGCAAUUGUCAUGUUCUUUGCAUACCAAUCGAUCAUCAGCCCGAAGAAUGUCGGUAUGACUUUUUACGUAGUGUUUGGGGGGUUUUACUUGGUGGGUCUAGUGUAUAUUAGCACGGUAUGGCAAUUGGCUAGUGUUGUGGCUGUGUUGGAGGAGCUUUCUUAUACGGGUCAUGCCAUUUACAAGAGCCAUACACUAAUUGAAGGGAAGUUGUGGGUGCUAUCGGUCAUCUGCUUGAAGUUCAAUCUGCUUGUUGGGCUCAUCCAAUUAGGGUCCCAAAACCUGGUUGUUCAUGGGAACAACACCGUCUCCACGGGGAUCGCGAGUAGAAUCACGUUUGGAGUUGCGUGUUGUUUGCUGCUUGCGCGUUGA